CGGCGCUUGUUUGUAAACAUUCCCGCCCGCUGCUCCCGCUGGCCCCAGCCCCGUGGGGGGCAGGCGCUGGGCCGCCAGGAGGAAAGGGAGGGCGUUGAUUGACCGCUGGAGCUGGCAAUCACCUGAGCGAGUGGCCGUGGAGCCCUUCCUCGCGCUUUGAAGUUUCAUCAUCCUUGUCAAGAUCUGGAAGUGCAGCUCAGGAUAUAGUAGUGUCCACAAAUCAGUAGUGGGAUGAAGAGAUGCUUUUGACAGGAGGCUUGAAAUCUCUCCUUCCCCAUGUGUUAAGAAGAAUAAUUCGAUUAAACAGACUCAAUAUUAGUAAUACUUCAGGAAUGGCAGAAGGCUAUAAACAGGCCAAUGUUGUGAUUUUGCACAAGUCCCUGGCUGAUGAUUUUGAGAAGUUCUGCCAUGCAAAUGAUGGACCCCUGCCACUGCUGUACAGAAGUCAACCAGGUGAUUGGAAAUGUCCUUCCCUGAGUAGUGAUUCUGAUAUCAGAACUGACUGCCUACAGUACCGAGUAUAUGAGCAUGGAGUUUGUACUGGAUCACUGAAAAGUCUGAAGGAGUAUUCGGAACAACUGAAGGACAUGGUGACAUUUUAUUUAGGCUGCAGCUUCUCUUUUGAAAAAGCAGUCCUAAGUGCAGGCAUUCCUGUAAGAAACGUUGAGCAAAAAUGUAACGUAAGCAUGUACAAAACAGCUGUGCCUUGCUACAGCGUUUCUCCCUUUUGCUGCAACUUAGUAGUCACAAUGAGACCUAUUCCUGAAAGCAAGUUGGAAGCAGCUGUGCUAGCAACGUCUGAAUUAAAAGAAGCCCACGGAGCACCAAUUCACAUGGGUGACCCUGGUCUGCUGGGAAUACAAGAUCUUUCUAAACCAGACUAUGGAGAUCCGGUUCAACUUCACCCUGGUGAUAUUCCAGUGUUUUGGGCCUGUGGAGUAACAGGAGCAGAAGCAGUUAUCAACUGCAGAGCUCCAUUAGCUUUUACUCAUUCUCCUGGCUGCAUGUUCAUUACCGACCUGAAGAACAACAAUGUCAGAUCAUUAAGGGGAGUCCCACAAGUCCACUGCAUUUCUCAAGAUCCUCUGCAUUUCAGUGUUGUGUCAGCAGAAGCAGCCCAAAAGAUAAAGACUCUAGAGACCCUGAUUGGAAUAGAUCCAGGAGAGCGGGGUAUAAUUCACCUGCAGUGCCAGGAUGAGCUUCUGAAGGCCUGCCUGGCCAUCUCCCAUGCCCGGUCUGUGCUGAUAACAACUGGAUUUCCUACCCACUUCACUUAUGAGCCACCAGAAGAGAAUGACGGGCCCCCGGGAGCCCUUGCUAUUGCAGCUAUACUGCAGGCCUUGGAAAAAGAGGUUGCCAUAGUUACAGAUCAGAGAGCCAUGGAUCUGAAUAAAAAGAUUAUUGAAGAAGCUGUUCAACUAGGAAUUCUGAAGAAACCCAUCCCUCUGUUGAAUUAUCAAAGGGAAAGUGCUGAUUCAGCUUUAAUGUUUUUGUGUGACAAUGGAAAUUCUGGAAGACCUAGAUAUGAUCACCUGAUAGCAAUAGAGCGUGCUGGGAUGGCUGCUGAUGGCAAUUAUUACAAUGCCAGGAAAGUUAACAUUAAACAUCUCGUGGAUCCCAUAGAUGAACUAUUUUUAGCUGCACAAACCAUUCCAGGAGUGACAACAACAGGUGUUGGAGAUGGAGGAAAUGAAUUAGGAAUGGGCAAAGUAAAAGAUGCUGUAAAGAAGCACAUAAAAAAUGGAGAUGUUAUAGCUUGUGAUGUUGAAGCUGAUUUUACUGUUGUAGCAGGGGUCUCUAACUGGGGCGGUUACGCCAUUGCUUGUGCUCUGUACGUUCUCCGCACUUGUGAGAUACAUGAUCGCUACCUGAGGAAAGCUGUUGGGUUUCCACAGUCAUCCAAGAAGAUGCUCUGGCUAUCGGCACUUCCCUCGGUUUCCAAGGAGGAAAAGCUUCUGAAAACACUUGUGCGUCACGGGGUCCGCAGUGGGAAAACUGCCAGUCUGGAAAUGGAAGUGGAUGGGCUGCCCUUCUACAACACCCAUUCACUUAUGAUUGAGAAGCUGCUACAAGAAGUGCAGAAGUGACUGUCCCUAAUGAUUUCUGCACUAAGAGUUGCUUCCAUGUAAUUUCCAUGUUCCUGAGGCUCUCACAUCAUGUAAAAAAAUUUAAAAAAGAUCACUUUUCAUCUCUGGUGUCUUGGCCACCCACAGCCUUUCAUUGUUAUCCUUACCACAUCUCUCUGAACCAAGAGGAGGGUUGACGAGGAUUUUGUCAACCUUUCUUUUCUGUAAGGCAGCAUUGCAGACCUUCCUUGUAAAGUGUAGGCUACGCCAUUGACCUCUGUUAUAUUAGUAGUUUGCCAUUUUUAUAUUUUGUCCCUUUCUGGGUGAUACAGAAAGGUUUUAGACACUUCAGAGUAUCCUGUUGUUAAAAAUAAGUUAUUGAAUACAUAAAUAAUGAUUUAAAUUAAUGCUUAAAAAUUAAAGCAUUAUUAGAAAUUAAUAAACAUUUGCCUUCAGUAUGGAGAAUGGAUAUUAAAUGAUAUUAUAUAAUAAAGUGAUCUGGCUUUUACAAAGAAAGCUUGCAAUUACAGUGAAA
Messenger RNA from Chiroxiphia lanceolata (lance-tailed manakin), 2601 nucleotides. It is a transcript of the gene DGLUCY, whose product is annotated as D-glutamate cyclase. Gene Ontology annotation, molecular function: D-glutamate cyclase activity. Gene Ontology annotation, biological process: glutamate metabolic process. The record is from RefSeq and is a predicted model, not a curated record. Lineage: Eukaryota; Metazoa; Chordata; Aves; Passeriformes; Pipridae. The transcript is spliced from 14 exons. The coding region runs from base 240 to 2087 and encodes 615 amino acids.